AUGCCUCUCGUCGCUUCAAACCCCAAGGACCGCAUCAUCCUGGGUCUCAUGACCUUCGGACCCAAGGAGUCCGAUGGCGCCCGAAUCACCGACUUGGGCACCUUUAACAAGGCCCUCGAUGUCUUCCAGACCCGGGGCUACAAUGAGGUUGACACGGCCCGCGUAUACGUCGGCAGACAGCAGGAGGCUUUCACUCGCGAAGCCAAGUGGAAAGAGAGAGGAUUAACUCUGGCCACCAAGGUUCAGUACCCUGGCACGUUGGGAGACCACGCUGCUAGCAAGGUAAUUGAGUCUGUUGAGACCAGCCUGAAGGAGCUUGGCACCGACUGCGUUGACAUUCUGUACAUCCAUGCUGCUGACCGCGCAACUCCGUUUGCCGAGACCCUUGAGGCCUUGGACAAGCUCCACAAGCAGGGCAAGUUCGUCAAGCUGGGCCUUAGCAACUUUACCGCUUUUGAGGUGGCCGAGGUGGUCAUGACGUGCAAGUACAAUGGCUGGGUCCGUCCUACCGUGUACCAGGGCAUGUACAAUGUCAUUACUCGCAGCAUCGACGCGGAGCUGAUUCCGGCCUGUCGCCGCUAUGGACUGGACAUUGUCGUUUACAACCCCCUGGCUGGCGGACUAUUUUCAGGCAAGAUUAAGUCCAAGGACAUUAUCCCUACCGAAGGCCGCUUCUCAGACAACCACGGCACGGGCGGAAACUAUCGCAAGCGCUAUUUCCGUGAGAGCACGUUCAAGGCGCUCCAGACGGUCGAGGCUGCAGUGGAAAAGCACGGUCUCAGCAUCAUUGAGACGGCGCUGAGAUGGACGGUGCACCACUCGAGCCUCAAGAUCAAGGACGGCAAUGACGGUAUCAUUAUCGGUAUCUCCAGCGUGGAACAACUCGAGGACAACCUUAACCACCUCGAGAAGGGCCCCCUGCCGGAGGAAGUUUUGCAGGCGCUUGACCAGGCGUGGCUUGUCUCCAAGGCUGACACGACUAACUACUGGCACCUGGACCUAGAAUACAAGUAUGACACCCGGGAUGUUCUUUUUGGCGCGGGGGCCAAAUGA
Messenger RNA from Colletotrichum truncatum, 1053 nucleotides. RefSeq names its product aflatoxin b1 aldehyde reductase member 2. NCBI's taxonomy places the organism in Eukaryota, Fungi, Ascomycota, Sordariomycetes, Glomerellales, Glomerellaceae. The record is from RefSeq and is a predicted model, not a curated record. Gene Ontology annotation, molecular function: oxidoreductase activity.